This is a messenger RNA of Microthlaspi erraticum, 1170 nucleotides long. The record is from the annotation of a GenBank genome assembly. Lineage: Eukaryota; Viridiplantae; Streptophyta; Magnoliopsida; Brassicales; Brassicaceae.
AUGGGUCGGCUCAAAUUCGCAUGUCCUGUUCUCGAAAUCAACUUAAUCUCAGCACAGGACCUAGCUCCCAUUUCCCGAAACAUGAAGACUUACUCCGUCGCGUGGAUCAACACCGACCCCAUGCGAAAACUCACCACGCGCGUCGAUCAAUCCAAUCGCGCCAAUCCCAUCUGGAACGAGAAAUUCGUGUUUCGCGUCAACGACAAGAUCCUCGACCUCGACGCGUCCGCGAUUGUGAUUGAGAUUUACGCGGCGGCUUGGGCUAAAGACGCGCUUGUUGGUACCGUCAAUGUUCUCCUCAGCGAUCUCUUUGCUCCUUGGUCUGGCUUCGGCGACGGCGACGAUGGUGGCGGCGGGAAUAACAAUAUGAGGCUCGUGACGCUUCAGAUUCGCCGUCCUUCCGGGAGGUUGCAAGGCUUUUUACGGUUAGGCGUCGCGCUUCUCGACGGCGGUCAACGGAGUAUGCCGUUGUCGGUCGAGGUUUUCGAUGGAAGCCGGAGAGGAGAGACGAAUAACAGCAAGGAUGCGAAGAUGAUGCAUCGUCGGACGAACAGCGAUCAGACGGAUUUAACAACGUCGACGAAUGAUUACGGGGUGAAAACAGAGGCUGUUCCCGGCGGUGGAGGAGGGAGAUUCUCCGGCGGUGGUGGAGGAGGAGGAGGUGGAGUCGUUGUUGGUGCGGAUAGUAUGGUGAAUGGUUCGCUUUGUAGCUCUGAUAUCGGACCGUCGGCUUCGGUGGUCGCGGCGGCGAUUGCGCAGGGGCUUUACAAUAGGCAGAAAACGGCGGUGAAUGCGAUUGCGGAGAAGGAGGACCCGAGUUCGAUCCUCGAAGGGAAGACGGAGGGGAUUGAGCAUAGAGUGAAGCGGUGGAGAGCGGAGAAAGAAGACGGCGCGGUGGAAGCGAGCGAUGAGUCUAAUGGGAAAGGAGGAGCGGGACGGAAACGGAGGAGGAGAAAGGAGAAACAACGGCGGAGAAACGGCGGCGGUGGAGGAGAAGGUGGUAAAAAGGGGCUGUUUUCGUGUUUUGGGAAUGUGUUUGGAUGUGAGAUUUCGAUAACUUGCGGCGGUGGAAGCGGCGGUGAAGGAGACAGCACGAAGAAGAGAUAUAAUAACAAUAAAGUAGUCAAUCUUAGUGCUGUAGACGAAACGUUUAGUCAUUCUGCGACUUGA